GCAUCAUUAGGCCCUGAUUGGCUCCAGACGGAUUCACGUGUGCUCAAUGGCACGCCUGAGGGGCGGGACUUCGCGGGGCGGCUUCCCCACGUGACCUCUGGCUGGUCGGACGUUGGUGAGGCUGGGGACUCCCAGGCCGCCUACUGAACUUGUUAUGAGUCAGCCUGAUGCGUUAGCCUUCCUCUCCCUUCGUCCCUUCACGACCAGACCCAGAAACCAGAGCUCCACGACCUAGAGAUUCUUGUGGCUGGAGAUCUUGUGACCUUGACCUGUACCAUCAAAGGCACCUGUGCAGAGAAACCAAAGCCCUUUUCUUUUCCUGGAAUUGGCCCACUCUGUCCUCCAACACAGACGGCUCCAGCAACUCCUCCUCCUGGUGCCGCACUUCACCCCAAAGCCUCAGGAUUAUGGCACCACUCUCAGAUGUUAUUUGAACUUCUCCCUAGCUAAGUUGACCAGAAGUAGCAUGGUCAUGUUCCAGGCGGUCUCACCCACUAGGCUGCUCUAUUCAUCUUGCUCCUUGGAGAAGACUCUACAGUGCAACUGUUCGUUCCAUGGGAUCCCUACACCCUCUGUGCAGUGGUUGAUGGAAGGUGUUCCUGUGGAUGUGAACAGCACAGACAACAUCUUCCAGGUGACUUCCACCAUAAUUGGCCCCUGGACCAACAGCACCGUCAGCCUCAUAGGGGAGCCAGAAAUAGUCAUGAGUCUCCGCUGUGAGGGGAAGAACCAGUAUGGAACCCAUACUUCAAGCAUCUUCCUCCUACCAGAUAAACGUUCAGUUUACAGUGUGUUCAUGAAGGGGCUGAUCCAGGGCCUUGUGUAUGGAUCCAUUGCAUCGGCACUGUUCUUCUUCUUCCUUGUCCUCCUUGCAAUGAAGAUUCUUAAAUGGUGGGAGGACAGUCACAUUCCCAAGGCCAGAGAGUCCCCAAUUAUCCAGAAGCCAGAGCUGCCGGAGGAGCCAGAAACAGCCGUGGAGUCUGAAGCCAAAACUCCUGGGCCUCAAUUGGAGUCUAGGGCUCCCGAGAGAGGACAGACCAUGGACAGACAUACUCCCAGACGGAUCAAGACACACGCAUGGAUCGAAAAUGCGGAGACCGACCGGCCCAGCCAGACCUCACAGACCUACAGGGCAGGAGCAGCGACUUUGUCUGAGAAUCUAAGACCGGAGACCACCGCUAGGAGCUCACGCAUUCCCUGGGCAGACAUCCCCCAAAAGACUCCUAGGUGCUGGGCCUCUUGGUCAGCCCCCACCAGGGACACACCUGCUUCCUGCCCUUGAGCGACACGGUCUGGGCCGGCAGGCGGACGUUCAGGAGCACGGAGGAUGGACAGAGGAGCCUGGGGGGAGGCAGCGCUAGGAAAUGGGCUAAUGCUGUGGCAGAGGCCACACGGGCACUGUGACCCAGAGCGACAGUCACCCUCCUGAGGCCUCGGGCGCUACCAAGCAAAUCCGCCCUCGGCGUUCUGCAGAGAGAAACAGGGAGCUGUGGGAGGGAAGCGCCCGAAACACUAAAGAAGCCCCAGAGGCCUCUCUGCAGGGACACUGGGGAUCAUGAAGCCCGUCCUCCACACCCCCACAUUUCAAACGGGGAAACCGAGCCUCAGAGUGCCUCAGGCCACACAGCAACGCUGUGCACUGCUCAGGACCCCUCCAUCCCAGGACUUUUGAUCCCUGGAGCAGCUCUCCCCAUCCCUGGCCAUUUUCUCCUGCACUAAGAUUCUAGUGCACAGGUUGCAAAAUCAAAAGCCCACCUUGGCCCCGCAGGUAACAAAAUGGGUGCCGUUGGCCUGGUGGGGACCUGGUCCAUCUUGAGAGCAGGCUCCCCACCUGAAGGGGGUGCCAGCAACAGCGAACUCAGCUCCAACUCUUACCUCCCGGCAGGAAUGAGAUCUGAACUGCUGGGUCUUCUGGUUUUUGUUUUAAUCUAUCUGUCAUCUACCUCUGUCUGUCUAUCUAUCUAUCUAUAUCUAUCAUCUAUCCGUCCUCUAUCUAUCUAUCUCUGUAUUUUCAGAAGAAUCCAGACACCUAGAUUCUAGUGUGAAAUUUCUGGAUUCACACACGUUAGUAACAGUGUUUAAAAAGCACCAUGGGUCCUGGGGCGCCUGCGUGGCUCAGUCAUUUAGGCAUCCAACUCGAUUUUGGCUCAGGUCGUGCUCUCAUGGUUCGUCAGGCUCUGUGCUGACAGUAUUGGGAUUCUCUCUCUCCCUCUCUGUCCUUUCCCACUCGUACACUCUCUCUGUCUCUCAAAAUAAAUAAACUUAAAAAAAAAAAAAGGCAGCAUAGAUCCAUGUAAAGCCCCGUGUGAACCUAUCACUUGCAAGUCUGAUCAGAAGCAUAGACCUGGAGGAGACACCUUUUCUCUAAACACACCUCCUGCCAAAAGGAGGUGUGGUCAUUCAGAAUGCCAGGGGCCUUGCCCAGUGGAAACAGUCCCCAGACCUUGGGAAGGGGCUUGGGUCUGGAAGAAUGAGGAAGAAUUAUUUGGGUGGAGAAGGACGUUCCAGGAAUUCGUCCACUCUGCCACAAAUGACUGCAGUGGCCCCGUGUGCCAGGCCCUGGGCUGGGGACACAGAUGAGUGAGGUCCAGGUGCUGCGCAGCCAGGGCUGCGUAGGGGGAGCAUCUGGAAGGGGAGGGGCAGGGGCCAGCCCUGGGAAGAGAGCGUGUGGCCCCAGCUGGGAGCCGGAGCAUUGCCCUCGCGCUGGGCAGACGUGCUGGGGGCAGGGGAGCCACAGAAGGGAAGCUAGGAGGCAGGAGCCCUAGCGCUCCCGCAAGGGGGCGACGACAGGGAGAAAGGAGCCGGGCAAAACGCCACCGGCUGGGCCCGAGGAGUCACCCAGCCCGCUCUCCAGAGAAGCUAGAGGGACUGAUGCUUGGAGGGCACACAAGGCAAGUUCAACUUCAGCGGCCAGCGGGUUAAGGACUCCCAGACACGGCGAUACCUAGUUCAGGAAAAACGGACUGUCCCCGUGGGGGAGUGGCAGGGUGGCGGGGGCGGGAGCCCGCAGCAGCUCCACAAACAAAGAUGAGGUUGGAAAACGCAUCCCCGGCCAAGGAGCGGCUGCAGGGCCGACCUCUUUCUCCAGAGUCCCUGGCUCCCCAUCCAUCUCACACGCCCUCCCCCAGCCCGGUUCCAGGCUCAGUUAACCCCUGGUGUGCCCGCACCGUGCUGCGCUUGGAGGAUGGAGGACAGGGCUGCCACUGUCCCUGCCUCUCCAGCGGAGGGAUCCCUCGAGGUCACUGCAGCACGGCCGAGAGAGCAUGGAGCUUCGGAAUCAGCCGCCGCGCGCCGGGACUGGGCUACCUGUGCCGGGACCCCAGCGCUGCCCUAUCCCCAGCUUCAUCUGCGGAAUGGGACCAUAACCUCCUGCGUCGCUGUGAGGGGGGAACGUGUUCCCGGCUACCUGGCACCGCGUGACGUUGAGGGCCCCGGCUGGCAGCUCUCGUCGGUUUGAGCUCUUUGCUCCAGGUCCUGUUCUAAGCCCAUCAACAUCCUCGCAUUUGUCUCCACCAGAGUCCAACCCAGGAAACAACCAGUAGCCGAUCCACAUGAAGAGAUUUAUUGUGGGGCGCCUGGGUGGCUCCGUUGGUUAAGCGCUCGACUUCGGCUCAGGUCACGAUCUUGCAGUUGGUGGGUUCGAGCCCCGCAUCGGGCUCUGUGCCCGGACCCUGCUUCGGAUUCUGGGUCUCCCUCUCUCUGUCCCUCCCCCACUCACACUCUGUCUCUGUCUCUCUCUCUCUCUGGCUCUCAAAAAUAAACAAACAUUGAGAAAAAGAGGGAUGUAUUGCAAGGAAUUGGCUUAUGUGGCUGUGGGGCUGGCUCGGCACGCCUGACAUCCGGAGGGCAGGCCGUCAGGAGGCUCUCAGGCUCCUGAAGCUAUUGUCCCCCAGCCGAAUUUCGUCUCCUGGGAAUCCAAUCUGCUCUGAAGACCUUUCAAAUGAUUGAAUCAAGCCCACCCAGAUUAUUGAGAAUUAUCUCAACUGAUUAAAGAUGUCAGUCACACCCAUGAAAUACCUUUGGGGCAACACUAGGUGGAGGUUUGACUGAUGGGGACCUCUGGCCCUAGCCAAGUUCGUGCGUAAAACUGACCCCACCAUUUGAUCCCCACCCCAGUGCUGGGAGGUGGAUGCUAUUAUUAUUUCCAUGCUGUAGGGAGGGACAACGAGACUCAGAGAGGUUAAGGAGCCUGCCUGAUGAGCACAGAUAGAGAGACAUGGGAGCCAGUGCUCCAACACCCCCUACCCGCCCUGCCUGGGGCAGUGAGUAUCUUCAACUGAUAUUAAUAACACCCAGCACAUUUCCAGGGACAUGACAGUGGCAGUUACAAAGUGGGUGAUCGUACCUGACCUUUCGUGGGGAGGAAGCUGGUGAAGAGGGUAAGGAGUUAUUCUUUUUUUUUUUUUU
Panthera uncia (snow leopard) is the source of this 4407-nucleotide messenger RNA. Its product is annotated as SIGLEC family-like protein 1. Bases 467 to 1282 code for a protein of 271 amino acids. The record is from RefSeq and is a predicted model, not a curated record. The transcript is spliced from 6 exons. Gene Ontology annotation, cellular component: plasma membrane. NCBI's taxonomy places the organism in Eukaryota, Metazoa, Chordata, Mammalia, Carnivora, Felidae. Gene Ontology annotation, biological process: cell adhesion. Gene Ontology annotation, molecular function: sialic acid binding.